This is a messenger RNA of Notolabrus celidotus (New Zealand spotty), 1411 nucleotides long. RefSeq lists its product as uncharacterized. NCBI's taxonomy places the organism in Eukaryota, Metazoa, Chordata, Actinopteri, Labriformes, Labridae. The transcript is spliced from 4 exons. The coding region runs from base 332 to 1291 and encodes 319 amino acids. The record is from RefSeq and is a predicted model, not a curated record.
CCUCCCCACACAUCUACCCACCUACCCCGCACCGCAGCCGCACUCCCAAGGCUGUAAACCUAGGGUAACACUGAUCCAUAUGUGCAAAUAAUUACUCACCGCUGGUGGAACAGACAGGCAUCUCCUUCCUUGUGUCCUCCUCCAAUGUGGCAUUCUUUUUUGCCCGUGUCCGCACACUUUUUCGGCUUUGUUGAGAAGUUUCCAUCAUGCGCCGCGAUCCACUGACAGAAUAAGUUAUCGUCUCACGUUGAUGACGUGUCCAACGCGGGAAAACUUGUUGGUGACGUCCUGAAAGCAGGACUCUUCUAGGACCAAGCUCUUCUUCUCCACAAUGAGCAAAUUCAGCAAACUCAGGCAAUUCAUUUGCAAAGGAAAACCAUUAAAGCUAAUAAAGUGGCUCCAGAAGAGGAAACUCUUAAAACAAAGGAUCAAAUGCAGAAUAUGCAAACGGCAUAUGGAAUUGAGGAAAAGGACCAACAGUAAAGAUCAAUAUGCAUGGGUUUGUCGUGGAGCAGCUCAUUUUGGAAGGGCAAAACAAAUCUCUGUCAGGCACAAGUCUUUUUUCAGUGGUUCAAAGGUUUCCUUCAGCAACUGGCUGCACUUCAUGUACAGGUUUUCUCAGGGUUUACGAUUACGUCAGAUUGACAUGAUGGAAGACAGCAUUGCUGCCAGUUCAGCAACUCUGACUAAAAUGACCAAAAAAAUCAGGAAGGUCUGUGUCACAGCACUUAAAAGGAUGAGAAGGCGUACAGGCCAACGCAUUGGUGGAACAAGGGAGUUUGUUGUGAUAGAUGAGAGCCAUUUCAGACAUAAAAGAAAGUAUGGCAGAGGAAGAAUGGCUGGUGGAUGGAAGAGAAAGAAGUGGGUCUUUGGGAUGUUAGGUGUGAGCCGUCAUCAUGGUGAAACAUCAAUAAGGCCUAUUCUACGUCUUGUAGAAAAAAGAUCUCGAAGAGAUCUCGUCCCCUUGAUUUCCUAUCAUGUGAGGAGAGGAUCAUCAAUCAUCAGCGAUGAGUGGCGUGCAUAUCACAUUCUUCCUGCACUUGGGUACGACCAUCACACUGUCAACCACAGCAGGUGGUAUGUUGACCCCCGCACUGGUGCCCACACCCAACACAUUGAGAGGGCUUGGAGAUCCUACAAAGCGCGUAUCUGUAGACUAAGGGGAAAUCGUACCGAACGUUUGCUUUCUGACCACCUAAUGCUGAUUGAGUGGAAUGAAUGGCUUGCAAAGAAACACCAUGAUGGUGCAUUUGGUAGACUCAUUCAUGACAUAUCAAGAAAGUACAAUUAGGAUUGUAUUUAUUAUACAUCCAUAGUAACCAGUGUCAGUGUUUUUUCUUUUUGUAAAAUGUUACUGUCUUUUACAAAAAUUUUGUUGUUUACAAAUGUUUUUGUACAGCCAGCUUUUAAA